UCUGGCUCGACGACAUAGUGGUACCCAAGAGUCUCUGUUGUUGCAUUAUACAGCGUUAUAAGCGUCGCUACUCUCCUUCUGCCUGCUGUCCUGGACUGCAAGGACCUCUCUCCAAGGCUGACUGUAACCCAAUGAGAGUUCAGUGAUGGGGAAGGAGAAGCUCCACAUCAACAUUGUGGUCAUUGGCCACGUGGACUCAGGAAAGUCAACCACCACUGGUCACCUCAUUUACAAGUGUGGAGGCAUCGACAAAAGGACCAUUGAAAAGUUUGAGAAGGAAGCUGCAGAGAUGGGAAAGGGCUCCUUUAAGUACGCUUGGGUCCUGGACAAGCUGAAGGCCGAGAGGGAGAGAGGCAUCACCAUCGAUAUCUCCCUGUGGAAGUUUGAGACCAGCAAGUACUAUGUCACCAUCAUUGAUGCUCCGGGACACAGAGAUUUCAUUAAGAACAUGAUAACUGGCACCUCACAGGCAGACUGUGCUGUGCUGAUUGUGGCUGCUGGCGUUGGUGAAUUUGAGGCUGGUAUCUCAAAGAAUGGGCAAACCCGUGAGCAUGCCUUGCUGGCAUACACCCUGGGUGUCAAACAACUGAUUGUGGGUGUCAACAAGAUGGACUCAACAGAACCCAAUUACAGCCAGAAGCGCUAUGAGGAGAUUGUAAAGGAAGUCAGCACUUAUAUCAAGAAGAUCGGCUACAAUCCAGAUACAGUAGCAUUUGUACCAAUCUCUGGAUGGAAUGGGGAUAACAUGCUGGAGGCCAGCCCAAACAUGACCUGGUUCAAGGGCUGGAAGAUCACUCGUAAGGAUGGUUCUGUCUCUGGGACGACUCUAUUGGAGGCGUUGGAUGCCAUUCAGCCCCCUACCCGGCCCACUGACAAACCACUCCGCCUCCCACUGCAGGAUGUCUACAAGAUUGGAGGCAUUGGUACUGUGCCUGUGGGACGUGUUGAGACAGGCAUUCUGAAACCUGGUCUAGUUGUGACUUUUGCCCCAGUGAAUGUGACCACUGAGGUGAAAUCUGUAGAGAUGCACCAUGAGGCUCUAUCUGAAGCUCUGCCUGGAGAUAACGUGGGAUUUAAUGUAAAGAAUGUCUCAGUUAAAGAUAUCCGACGUGGGAAUGUUGCAGGUGACAGCAAGAAUGACCCUCCACAGGAGGCAGCGAGUUUCACCGCUCAGGUGAUCAUUCUGAACCAUCCUGGUCAUAUCAGUGCUGGCUAUGCCCCUGUGCUAGACUGCCACACCGCUCACAUAGCCUGUAAGUUUGCUGAGUUAAAGGAGAAGAUUGACCGUCGCUCAGGGAAGAAGCUAGAAGAUAACCCCAAGUCUCUGAAGUCUGGGGAUGCUGCUAUUGUAGAUAUGAUACCAGGCAAACCAAUGUGUGUGGAGAGCUUCUCAGAGUAUCCUCCUCUUGGACGCUUUGCAGUGCGUGACAUGCGUCAGACCGUAGCAGUGGGCGUCAUUAAGGGGGUGGAGAAGAAGACCCCGACCUCCGGCAAGGUCACUAAAUCUGCUCAAAAGGCCCAGAAGAUCAAAUGAAUGUUGUGCUGGGCUGUGAACACUUGGGUCAGCCACAUCACACCUCUUCUUUUCAACUCCAUAGACAAAGCUUGGUUAAUUAUCACAAUGCAUCGCAAAAGCAGAAGAAGGAAAAGUAAAAACUCUUGCCUGCUUUGACAAUGAUUACAAUAGUGUUAGUAAGUAUAUUCGUGUUUAAUUGUAAGUUCUGUUUGAGUUUCUAUUUUAUGUACACAUUUUCAUUGUUACAAGCACCUUAAACUAGCAAAUAGAGGGAGUGUGGAGUAAGCUUUGUUUUUCCUGUAUCCUCAGUUUGUGCGCAAUUGCUCAACUCCUCUAACUCUGACCAGUCACCUUACUAAUAUUGCUUGUGUGACCUUGCUUGCAAUAGUAACUAACUGUUCCAGCAUCUAGCCCAAUGCCUAUGACAUUUUAAAUGAGUUUGUUCUGAUUUGAUGUGUUGUAACGCAGCUUUAAAUGUGAACUUUUGAGUUUUGCGUGUCUUUUUCUGGUUGUACGCAUGAAGCUGAAGUAGCUAGCGCAUUUUACGUUCUACCCCAACAGCACUCUGAACAAGCAUGACCGAUGUUGUUUGCAUUUGCACUCAUGUACUUUAAAGGGAAUAUUAUUCUCCAUUAUCUAAUAUAUUUGGUUGAUAACCAACAAUAAAAUACAUUUUAA
Xyrauchen texanus (razorback sucker) is the source of this 2194-nucleotide messenger RNA. It is a transcript of the gene eef1a1b, whose product is annotated as eukaryotic translation elongation factor 1 alpha 1b. Gene Ontology annotation, biological process: translational elongation; translation. The record is from RefSeq and is a predicted model, not a curated record. The transcript is spliced from 8 exons. Gene Ontology annotation, molecular function: GTP binding; translation elongation factor activity; GTPase activity. The coding region runs from base 146 to 1534 and encodes 462 amino acids. Lineage: Eukaryota; Metazoa; Chordata; Actinopteri; Cypriniformes; Catostomidae.